UCAACCCGCCCCUUUGUAUUUUGGGGUUUGAUCGUGGGCUGUUGCAGGAAGUCCCUUCACAUCCUGUAUCCUGCAUCUGAGAGCCGUGGGUUUAUUAAAGCUGCUCUCUCUCUCCAUCUCUCCCUAUAAACAUGAUGCACUGCCGGCGCGCGGACAACUGCACUCUCACAGCGGCGCUUCUGCACGCGCUCGUGCUGCUGACCGUCACACUCGCCGCUCACUUACCUGAUGAGAGACUUUUGAAAAGUGGGGUCAGGAAGCUGGAACAGUAUGAGACUACGGUACCACUGCUACUGGAUGGAAAAAAGCAACGCUCAAUCAGCCUGUUUCGCUCGAAGAGUCCUCCAGCUUUACUACAGAUAUUGAUAGAGGCAGGAGGCCAGCAGCUGAUCCUCUCACUGAAGAAGAAUGAGGGUCUCUUUAGCAGCAAUUACAGUGAAACACACUACAGAGAAGAUGGACGAGCAGUCACUCAUAACUCUAUGGUGAACUGCUUUUAUCACGGCGAAGUUGAAGGACACACCAGUUCAGAUGUUAGCCUCAGCACUUGCUCUGGUCUCAGGGGGUUCAUCUCACUUGCAAAUGAGAUAUUGAUGGUGGAGCCUGCAUUUGAACCAGAGAACGGUACACACGUGGUUUACAGAGGAGACCAUUUACGCUUCCCUUCAGGAACCUGUGGUCAUGGACACAACAUGUCCACAAUCAACCAAGGAAAUGUCUGGGAACUGUUACAAUCUUUCAACUCCAGGCAUAAAAGAGAUGCACAGAAGACUACCAAAUAUGUGGAGCUCAUUAUUGUAGCAGACAACAGGGAGUAUCAUAAACAUGGAAAAGAUGUAGAGAAGGUGAAGCAGAGAAUGGCCGAGAUCGCUAAUUAUGUAGACAAGUUUUACAGGGUUCUAAACAUCAGGGUAGCUCUGGUGGGACUUGAGGUUUGGAGUGACUCUGACAAGUGUUCAGUGACACAGGACCCAUUUACCACACUGCAUGAGUUUCUAGACUGGAGAAAACUCAAACUGCUACCUCUCAAACCUCAUGACAAUGCUCAGCUUAUCAGUGGUGUGUAUUUCCAGGGUACCACCAUUGGCAUGGCUCCCAUCAUGAGCAUGUGCACUGCAGAACAGUCUGGAGGAAUUGUCAUGGAUCACUCAGACAAUCCGCUAGGAGCAGCCGUGACCUUAGCUCAUGAAUUAGGCCACAACUUUGGAAUGAACCACGACACUCCCGAGCGGGGGUGUGGCUGUGGGAUGACAGUGGAACGUGGAGGCUGUAUCAUGACACCAUCCACAGGGUACCCAUUCCCCACUGUGUUCAGCACAUGUAGCAAGAAGGAUCUUGCAGCCAGUCUGGACAAAGGAGUUGGUAUGUGUCUCUACAAUAUGCCAGAGGUUAAAGUGCUGCAUGGGGGACAGAAAUGUGGCAACGGCUACGUGGAGGAGGGAGAGGAGUGUGACUGCGGAGAACCAGAGGAGUGUGUAAACCCAUGCUGCAAUGCAACUACCUGUACUCUCAAAGAAGAUGCUGUAUGUGCCCAUGGACAGUGCUGUGAGGACUGCAAGUUGAAGCCUGCUGGAACACCAUGCAGAGAGUCGAGUAACUCUUGUGACCUGCCUGAGUUCUGCACUGGUUCAAGUCCUCACUGCCCAGCGAAUGUCUACCUACACGAUGGGCAUGCAUGCCACACAGUUGAUGGCUACUGUUACAAUGGCAUCUGCCAAACCCAUGAACAGCAGUGCAUCACACUCUGGGGUCCAGGGGCCAAACCUGCCCCUGGUAUCUGCUUUGAAAGAGUAAACUCAGCUGGAGAUCCUUAUGGCAACUGUGGCAAAGAUUCCAAAGGCUCCUUCGCCAAAUGUGAAGCACGAGAUGCUAAAUGUGGUAAAAUCCAGUGCCAGGGUGGUGCCAGUCGACCUGUAAUUGGAACCAAUGCUGUUUCCAUAGAGACCAACAUCCCCCUGCAUGAAGGGGGACGUAUCCUCUGUCGGGGGACACAUGUAUACCUCGGGGAUGACAUGCCUGACCCAGGACUGGUGCUGACUGGCACCAAGUGUGCUGAGGGCAUGAUGUGUUUGAACAGACAGUGUCAGAAUGUCAGUGUGUUUGGAGUGCACGAGUGUUCAGGGAAGUGCCAUGGCAGAGGGGUCUGUAAUAAUAAGAAAAACUGCCACUGUGAAGCUCAUUGGGCACCACCAUUCUGCGAGAGGGCAGGGUUUGGUGGCAGCAUGGACAGUGGACCAAUGAGAUUAGCAGCUGAUAGUCGGGCCAUCACCACAGGCGUGCUGGUCACUGUGUUCUGCCUGUGUGCUGCUGGCUUGCUCAUCUGCUUGAAGAGGAAGACUCUGCUCCAGCUGCUCUUUACUAAUAAGAAAAGCACAAUUCAGAAGCUCAGAUCAGUGGGAUGGAGGAGAACAGCCAGUCCAUCACACUCACAGCCUGUGUACAGAGACUCUCCUCAAUGCAAAUCCCCAUCCAGAUCUGCUACCUGUAGGUUGGAUAAGCCCUGUCAUCUCAGUGCUGAGCCUCUUCUGCCUCCUCCAACAUUCCACACUCACAUUCUGCGACGGUUUCCUCAUUGCCCUGUUCAGUGCCAACCCCUCCACAUCAGCCACCCCAUUCCCAUUACAAUGGGUCUGGGUGUGUCUGCAGGCCUACAAGCUCCGCCCCCUGUUCCUCCCCACAGACCUUUGCCCAGACACACACAGUCUCCUGUGAGAGCAUCUCCUUUCUUUACUCUCCCACGACAGCCAGUCUUCAUGGCCAAUCAGGACCAAGAAAAGCCCAGUCCUCCCCAAAAGCCACUGCCUGCAGACCCCCCAGUGAGAGGCUGCAGAUUGGCACGAAGCACAUCAGCAGUUGGAGUGCACACAUCAGGCACUGGUGCUCUUUCUAUUUCAGUCCCAACUGCACCACGGCCUCCGCCUGCUAUACCACUGCCAACAAGACCAACACCAAGGCUACCACCAUCUCUAUAUGAACGCUGAUACAAGCUCCUGAUAAAAUCAAAGACGAAUUCCACCAGCGAAUGGACACUUAUUUGCACUAUGAAAACUCUAGUGGACCCAUUGCACAUCCCUGUGGAACUCCUUAGAGUAUCUUUGAGAAGGAAGGGAACUGUGCUAACUUCUUGGUGCUGUGCCGCACACAUGCUCAGCGUCCUCACUCAGGUACUGUAGAAAUGAGAUGUAUAUUUAUUGUCAGAAGAACACAAUGCACUGUGGUCAACACUUUUUUCUAUGGUGGCUGUUAUUGUGACCUUUUUACUACAUCAUUAUUGAUUUCGAAUCAAGAGACUGUUUGCUUUUCUUCAAGUUAGUCUGUACUGGGGCAAAAAUCUGUCAUGUUCCUGUAAAUAAAAUAUGAAUGGGUGUUGUAAAAGUACUAGACCUAUGUAUGCUCUUCUGUGUGGCAUAGAAACUGGAGUCUGAACACAACAUACUUGCAGGUUGAAGGUGUUUCAUUCAACAGAGAUUUCAAACAUAAAACUUAUUUCUCAUGAGGCAUAUUUUAAUGAAAACUUAACUGCAGGUAAAACUUUGACAGACAUUUUAGUCACUGUAUCAACAAACCUGCAGUAUAAUGAAAGGUGCAUUCUGUAGGAUUUAGUGGGAUAGUAUUCACCAUUAUGUUUUCAUUCGUGUAUAAUCACCUUUAACUCUAAAUCACUGCAUUUUCGUAAGCUUAGAAUUAGCUUUUCAUAUGUACAUAGGGAGCAGGUCCUCUUCCAAGGAGCCGCCAUGUUUCUACAGCAGCCCAGAAUGGACAAACCAAACACUGGAUCGAGAGAGCACAUUUCACUUUCACGUAUUUACAAGUGGCAGUUUGAAUCCAAUGCUAGAAGAAAGAUGAAGAAAAAAAAGAAGAGGCUAUCGUACCAAUCAAAAGUUUGGACACACCUACUCGUUCAUAGCUUUUUCUGUAUUUUGACUAUUUUCUACAUUGUAGAACAAUACUGGUGGCAUAGUGGUUAGCACUGUCGCCUCACAGCAAGAAGGUUCUGGGUUCGAGCCCAGUGGCCGAUGGGGGCCUUUCUGUUUGGAGUUUGCAUGUUCUCCUCGUGUCUGCGUGGGUUUCCUCCAGGUGCUCCAGUUUCCUCCACAGUCCAAAGACAUGCAGGUUAGGUUAAUUGGUGGCUCUAAAUUGACCGUAGGUGUGAAUGUGAGUGUGAAUGGUUGUUUUUCUCUAUGUGUCAGCCCUGCAAUGAUCUGGCGACUUGUCCAGGGUGUACCCCGCCUCUCGGCCAUAGUCAGCUGGGACAGGCUCCAGCUUGCCCGUGACCCUACACAGGAUAAGCAGUUAUGGAUAACGGAUGGAUAGAACAAUACUGAAGACAUCAAAACUAUGAAAUGGAAUCAUGUAGCCAGCGUUUACCUUGAUGACGCUUUGCACACUAUUGGCACUAUCUUAACCAGCUUCAUGAGGUAGUCACCUGGAAUGCUUUUCAAUUAUCAGGUGUGCCUCUUCAACAGUUAAUUAGUGCAAUUUCUUGACUUCUUAAAGGUCCCAUGGCAUGAAAUUUUCACUUUCUGAGGUUUUUUAAUGUUAAAAUGAGUUCCUCUGACUUUCUUAAGUCACCCCAGUGGCUAGAAAUUUCAUAAUGUGUAAACCAAACUAUGCCCAACAUUUGAGAAUGGCGCAUCAAAACGGCGCGUUGAUAAACUCUUCCCUUUACUACGUCAGCAAGGGAGAUGAUCCCCACGCCCCCCCUCUGGAUUCCCACCCACUGUAUGAAUUGCCCGCCCAGUUGUAGUGAGGAGACCAUAGAGGGAGGACACAACAUGGCAUCACCUAAGCGAGCGAAACAUGGAAAUUGCGCUGUACAUGGAUGUGACAACACAGAAAAGAGUCUGUUUUUACUGCCGACGGGAGAGCCCCUGAAGACGCAGUGGCUUAAUUUUAUUUACUUCAAUAAUACGCCGUCGAGUCUACCUAAGACGGUGUAUGUUUGUCGGAAGCAUUUUCCUGAGGAAUGUUUCCACAACUUGGGACAGUACAGGGCAGGUUUUGCACAUCAACUGUCACUGAAGCCUGGGUCCGUACCAAGCAUCCCUGCCGCAUCAGCCACAAACAGCGAACAAGUAAGUGUAUAACUGUUAAGUCGUUUUGCCGUGUUUUAAAAUCGGUGCCACGUUAGCCUUGCAAUGGCUACAUUAGCUGUGCAGCUAAACGCUUCCUGCAGUUAGCCAGGUACUCUGCGCUACAAAACCAAAAAGCAUGCAGCAUGCUCUGUUAAACUGAGUUUAGUCUGGAAAUUGACUGUAACUUAUGAGCUUAUGUUUUGCCGUGUUUUAAUAUCGGUGUGUUAGCCUUGCAAUGGCUACAUUAGCUGUGCAGCUAACCACUUCCUGCAGUUAGCCAGGUACUCUGCGCUACAAAACCAAAAAGCAUGCAGCAUGCUCUGUUAUAAUAGCCAAUCAAAACAGUUUUUACAAAGACACCCACAUUCUUUUUUUUAAGUCACUCAUUCAUUUUAUUUGUUUGUUUGUUCAGUAAAAACCCAAACAUUUGUUGAAUUUAUUUUAUUUUAUAAUACGCCGUCGAGUCUACCUAAGACGGUGUAUGUUUGUCGGAAGCAUUUUCCGUGUUUGCCGUGUUUUAAUAUCGGUGUGUUAGCCUUGCAAUGGCUACAUUAGCUGUGCAGCUAACCACUUCCUGCAGUUAGCCAGGUACUCUGCGCUACAAAACCAAAAAGCAUGCAGCAUGCUCUGUUAUAAUAGCCAAUCAAAACAGUUUUUACAAAGACACCCACAUUCUUUUUUUUAAGUCACUCAUUCAUUUUAUUUGUUUGUUUGUUCAGUAAAAACCCAAACAUUUGUUGAAUUUAUUUUAUUUUAUAAUACGCCGUCAAGUCUACCUAAGACGGUGUAUGUUUGUCGGAAGCAUUUUCCUGAUGAAUGUUUCCACAACUUGGGACAGUACAGGGCAGGUUUUGCACAUCAACUGUCACUGAAGCCUGGGUCCGUACCAAGCAUCCCUGCCGAAGAAUUUAUUUUAUUUGCUCGCGUCGCACCUUAAUGACGUCAGCGCACGGUAUUUUUCCCUUCGCGGUUUGUUCCUUCUCUCUCGCCAUAGUAAGACACCCACAUCCGCUUGUUCUGACCCACUGGAGGUAGCAUCACAGUGCUGUUAGCCAAUCAGAGGUAACAUAUUUACAUGUCAUGAAUAUUAAUGAUAAGACCCGCCCCCACCCUCUACCCUUCCCCGCCUCCUGCUUCUCAUUAGCAAAACGACGCACUGGGAAAAGCGCUGAAAUGGGGCUUUCUCCCAGGAGGCUAUAUCUACGUGCUGAGGGUUCAUUUCGAGAAAGGCUGCGGAUAUAACAUCCGGAAACCUCCACGAACCCAUUUAAAGCAUCAACAAACCACCAUGCCAUGGGACCUUUAAUGCAUUUGAACUAAGUAAAUAGUAAAUAAUAAAAAUGCAGUAAAUAGCCCUCUUCCACAACUGUAGUAAUCCAUAUUAUGUCAAGAAUUGCUCAGCUAAGUAAAGAGAAACGACAUCCAUCAUUACUUUAAGACAUGAAGUGUCUUUUAAUUAAUAAAAAUAGAGAAAAAACAUCGAAUUCGAAGGCGUGUCCAAACUUUUGACUGGUACUGUAAAUGUCAGUGAAGUUGUCCUCUUGCUUGUGUUUUGGUGGUUCCGAUAAAAUAUAAUGCUCUCAGUUUAAGCCUGUUUGAAGUAAAGUUUAAUUCCUGUACAUGUACACAUAAAAUGUACACAUAAAGCCCAAGCAAACACCAGCCUACCAACCACAUUCCAGGCUUUUAGUUUUCAGAACAAAAUCAUAAAAUGUUCAAAGGUGAUCAGUGUUGUUUUAUUUUAGUUAUAUAUGACAAAAUUAUCAAAAACCCACCUAAAAUGAUUGAAAUGUUGAUUAGCCUAACAGUCACUACGAUAAAUCGAAAGUGUGGCCAUGCAUGCACUGCCACUAGGAUGAAACUACUGGUGUAAAACUGUGGUUCUGCAAAUAGAUAUCAUUGCAUCUGAUGGCCACUGUGACUUUUUAUACAUGCUUGGAAAGGGAGGGGUGAAGGAGGGGUAUUCAGUUGGUUGCAAUCUCCAACCUCUCCACUAGAUGGCAAUAAAUCCUACAUAGUGCACCUUUAACUACUUGUGGUGGGUUUCCCAAAAGCCUCUUCACGCUAAGAUCAUCUUAACUAGAAGAGAAAGUAUUCAUUGUGUUGCUCACUCUACCAUUUAACAAUGAUCUUUGUGCUAGGAUGCUUUUGGGAAACUCAACAUUGGUUGUUAUAGAUACAAUAAGAAGGAAUGAUAAAUAAAAACAUACAGAAACAAUUAAAAGGUUAUGUUAGUUUGUUCGGUUUCGUUUUCAGCUGUGAAGCUGGCUAAUGCUGACUGAAUGCUGUAGUACUUCUGUUGAUGUCCCACCAAAACAUUAUUUAAAUGGAAGUGGGUCAACAAGUACAAAUUUUUUUCCUGUCCUAUAUGAUUAACCUAUACUGAUUCAAGAAAGACUGGCACCAGUCACAGCUAGUCUUUUUAGGCAACAGGACUUUUUAAUUACAAGCUGGUUUAUUAUUCACUAUGAUAAUUCAUAAAUCUUACUGGAAUCUUUAGUACUGUUAACUUCACUGCUGAUAGACUCAGUGCUGUAUUGAAAUGCAUUUAACUUUGUCACAUUUUCACAAAAAAAUAAAAACGUGUGUGUGUGUGUGUUUGCUUGUUUUCUGUGUAAGAGCCCAUGGUACUUUUUUGUCAGCCUGUAGAUCGCAUGAAAGAAGCCAUUUCUUUGCCAUGUAGAUAUUUCAUUUGUUUCACUCAUGUCAUUGUUUUAUACAUCACAAGCAAAUCAGUGUUGAAGAUGUGAAAUUACAAGUGAACUUGAAUUGUAAUUGUGU
Messenger RNA from Neoarius graeffei (lesser salmon catfish), 7856 nucleotides. Its product is annotated as disintegrin and metalloproteinase domain-containing protein 12-like. Gene Ontology annotation, biological process: proteolysis. The coding region runs from base 132 to 2981 and encodes 949 amino acids. Gene Ontology annotation, molecular function: metalloendopeptidase activity. The record is from RefSeq and is a predicted model, not a curated record. The transcript has 23 exons. Lineage: Eukaryota; Metazoa; Chordata; Actinopteri; Siluriformes; Ariidae.